GUCAUGGACAAAAGCGGGUUGCGUCGCAAGGACACGACCAAAGGCCCUCCACUGAGGGUCCUGUCAUUGGAUGGCGGCGGGGUCCGCGGAUAUUCGAUGCUCAUCAUCCUACAGGAACUCAUGUACCGCGUCUACGUUGAAUGUGAGGGCAAGGCGCCGCGGCGCGAAGAAAUCCCCAAACCAUGCGACUAUUUCGACCUGAUUGCUGGCACGGGCACGGGCGGUCUGAUUGCACUGAUGCUCGGGCGCCUGCGGCUCGACCUGGAGACAUGCAAGGAUGUGUAUGUGCGGAUGACGAAGAAGGUGUUUGAAACCGACAAGACGAUCGCGGGCAUCCCCUACCGGUCUACGCUGUUCAAGGCCUCGAAGCUGGAGGAGGCGAUCCGCGAGUGCGUGCGCGAGCACACCGUCUUCGAAGCCGAGGGGAACGACCUGCCCCGUGGCGGCUCGCGCAAUUCCAUGGCCGGCCCGCCCUUCAGCCCAUCCUCCGUGCCGCAGCGCUCCUUGAGUCGGGGCAGCGUGAGCACGAUGGGGGCCUCGAACCCUCCAUCAACCCCUCUCAGCCAGCGGGGGUCGACCUUUAUCAACGGUCUGCGAUGGGGGAAUCCAGAUGCGCUUCUUUACGAUAAUCGGGAAUACCGAACCAAGACAGCCGUCACAGCCUUGUAUAAAGGCACGACAAAACACGGGUCUGCCGUCCUCCUUCGAUCAUACGAUUCGAGAAAAGAGCCUCCGCCCGAAUUCAACUGCACCGUCUGGCAGGCUGGCCGGGCAACCUCGGCCACCGGACUGGCAUUCAAGCCGAUCCAGAUCGGCCAGCACGUCUUCAUCGAUGAGGGCGCCGGCACUUACAACCCAGCGCCGCAGGUGUUGGAUGAAGCGACCGUCAACGAGUGGCCCGGCCGCGAGAUCGGGGUGUUUGUCAGUAUUGGGACGGGUAAGCGCCCGUCGGGGACCAACAGCCGCCAACACGAGUGGUGGGAGGAUUUCUUUGGCGAUUCGCUGGGGACCUUUGCUGAAGCGCGGCGGCGCCUCAUUUCCAAAAUCGAAGGCUGCGAGGACAUCCACCUGGCCAUGCUGCGCAACCACCUGGGCAAGCGCAAUGUCUCCCAGGACAAUUACUUCCGUUGGAACGUCGAGGUCGGUGUCGGCGAGUUUGGCAUGAACGAGUGGAACCGGCUGGCCGACAUCAGCACCAAUACCCGGCGCUACCUAGCCAAACCCGAGGUCAAGAAGUCCAUCCUCGAGGCCGGCGUGCGGUUUGCAAGGAUCGAGCGCAUGCACCGCCGCCUGGCGGCGCGGGCGGCAGCUGCCAACGAGGACGGCGAUAUUGAUGGUGACGACAGCCUACCAACAGAUUCUUCUGCACCUGUCGUUUCCGCGUCCUCCGCUCCUACCGCUCGUCCUUCGAACGAGUUCGCCAUCGAACUCCCCGCCGAGGUCCCCUCGGAAUACCUUCAUCGGACGACGAACUCCGCCGCCCGCCCACCCUCUCGCGAUACUCUUCCACACCACCCUACACCUCAAGAACGGCUUCACGUCCCCCCCGCUCGACGGUCCGCCGGUGAGGUCGUGACUCACCACAGUCCAGCAUCGCACGGGUCCCCGCCCCGACGUAGCGCCGACAACGUCUACGAACCCAUGCUGCCGCCGCCCGUGCCUCCCAAGACUCCGAUCCCGUAUCCCACCUCCCAGCCGAGCGAGCUGGCGGCGGAGAUCAGCACCCCUUCUCUCCCCCAUCAUCUCGCGAUGCCUGUGCCACCGGGCGCUGCCUUUGCACCCUCGGGCGGCGCGCAGCCUCUUGCAGGGAAAAUUCGGCCGCCGUACCCUGACGACGAGCCUCCGGUGGUGAACAAGCACCGCAAGCCGAGUUAUCAUAAUGAAUGGCAGCUGGUCUGUCUAUACAGUGUGCAUAUUUAUAGACUGCCCUGCGUGGGCGGUGCAGAUUGCGCAGUGCACGAUCUCACGAUAUUCUUGACCCCAGCAUCCUUGCGCCUCCUCCAAGGACAACGCUUUCUCCUAUUCCAUCAUUUCUUGGACUUGAUUCUAAUUCUUCUUGUUUUUAUCCUGCAGAUUCACAACAGAUUCUCUGUCUUACACGGACUCACUCAAGUCUUGUCUUCAGACGUCUCAAACGUCUCAAACGUCCACAUUCCAAUCCCACGAGCUGCCUCCGACCGAUUAACCCGCCUUGCUUCACUGACACUGCCACUGAAGCGGUUGGGCUUCAUGGACCUCACCGGGGCUCUCGUGUCGCAUGCGGCCGAUAUUGUCGCCCGGUCGGACAGCUCGAGUUCCGAGCGGUCGGCGACGUACAAGGUGGUUGGGAUCACGCUGGCGGCGUCGUCGGGCCUGUUCAUCGGCGUCUCGUUUGUGCUGAAGAAGGUCGGCCUACUCAAGGCCAAUGCCAAGUACAACGAGGAGGCCGGCGAAGGCUACGGAUACCUCAAGAACGUCUGGUGGUGGUCGGGGAUGACGCUGAUGAUCCUGGGGGAAAUCUGCAACUUUGUCGCGUACGCCUUUGUCGACGCCAUCCUGGUCACCCCUCUAGGCGCCCUGUCGGUCGUCAUUACUACCAUCCUGUCGGCCAUCUUCCUCAAGGAGCGCCUGAGCUUCGUCGGCAAGGUCGGCUGUUUCAGCUGCAUCCUGGGCUCCGUCGUCAUCGCCCUCAACGCACCCCAGCAGUCCUCCGUCUCCGACAUCCAGGAAAUGAAGAGCUAUGUCAUCGCGCCGGGGUUUCUCUCCUAUGCCGGCGUCAUCAUCGUGGGCGCCAUCUUCACCGCGCUCUGGGUCGCCCCCCGCUACGGCAAGAAGAGUAUGUUCGUCUAUCUCAGCAUCUGCAGCAUGGUCGGUGGCCUCAGCGUCGUUGCCACGCAGGGCUUGGGCUCCGCCAUCCUCGCCCAGAUCAACGGAGAGGCCCAGUUCAACCAGUGGUUCAUGUAUGUCCUGCUGGUUUUUGUCAUCUGCACUUUACUGACAGAAAUCAUCUAUCUGAAUAAAGCGUUGAACCUUUUCAAUGCCGCCCUGGUAACACCAACGUACUACGUCUUCUUCACCAGCGCCACGAUCAUCACCUCUGCCAUCCUGUUCCGCGGCUUCAAGGGGACCGCGAUCGAGAUCACGACGGUCAUCCUGGGCUUCUUCCAGAUCUGCUCCGGGGUCGUGCUGCUGCAGCUGUCGAAAUCUGCCAAGGAUAUCCCCGACGCGGCGGUCUUCAAGGGCGAUCUGGACCAGAUCCGCGAGGUGGCCGCGGUGGAGGACCCGGAGUCGGAGCCCAAGGCAGACUCCAUCCGAGGCACGGCAGCUAUCAUCCGGCGGAUUUCCACCGCCCGACGGAAGAUGGAGGUCGAAGAGGCUCGGCGGUAUUUCCGGGAACGACAGGAAGACCAGCUUAACCCGCCCAGCGAGAACGAGAUCAUCGAGUGGGACGGGCUGCGGCGCCGCAAGACGGUGAUCGGCGAAGGCCCGACCAUGUCCAGGCCACGCACGCCUCGAACGCCGGGUUCGGUCAAGAGUUACCGCCCACCUCUAGGCAUGUCUCGUUUCCCCGAGGAAGAGGAGGUAGAAGAAGGAGAGGUAAACAACGGCGGCGACACCAGCAAGGUCAUGAGCCGGCCAAGCACAAAGCAGGGCGGGCAUUCGUUCUUCCAAGAUCUGCGCUCCCGUGCAUCAACCAUGCUGCAUUCCCACCAUAGCCAGCCUGCACAGUGGCACUCCCUGGAGGACCAACAGCACCUCGACGACGACGAGAAUGGAGUCCACCCUGUAGCCAUGACCAACAUCUCAGUGGACACCAGCUAUCACGGCCACGAGAUGGCGGGUCGCCUGCAGCCGCCGUUCCAGCUCGUCACGGGCCGGCAGCGCAGUGACACGCCGCGAUCGAUAUCCUGGGCAGACGAGGUCCAGGGAGAACAGUCGCCCAGCCAGAACAGCCACCUGGCGCCCGACCCGCCCCCGCACGGCGGCGCGCGCCGGCAGUUCUCGUUCAAUACCGUCUUCAACCGCACCAAGGCUACCGCCAGCAGCGCUGGAGCUGCCGGCAGCCCAUCUCGGGGUAUUCUCCGGCGGUCACAUCGGAACAGCACGGCGGACCAGCGCCAGGCGGUGCGGAACGCAACGGAGGAAGAGAGGCUAGGUCUCGUCAAGGGGGAUUCGCGGGCCACGGACCGAGACGACGAUCUGAUGGACGAGAAGCUGGAGCGGAGGUGGUCAUCUUCUUCUUCCAAUAGCUCCAGCGCAUUGCGCUCCAUCACGUCUGCGUCUCCCCCUCGCUAUCCGAACCCGCUACCUCCUCUCCCAUUUGAAGAAGGUGGCUUGGAUGGUUCGUAUACCCCGCCUCCAGCAGGUACACCAGGUAGCGGGCCAGGGAAGGGCGCAUUCUUAUAG
Molecule: messenger RNA, 4386 nt
Organism: Penicilliopsis zonata CBS 506.65
Lineage: Eukaryota; Fungi; Ascomycota; Eurotiomycetes; Eurotiales; Aspergillaceae
Exons: 10
Biological process (GO): lipid metabolic process; magnesium ion transport
Cellular component (GO): membrane
Molecular function (GO): magnesium ion transmembrane transporter activity
Source: RefSeq, a predicted model, not a curated record